UUCACUUCACUCUCACUUCCUUCUGCAGAUUGUUAAAUCAUCGUUCUUCUCCAAAAAUGAGAUCUCAGAUUUACAGAUCGCUCCUAUCUGCUACUUUGAAGCGCACCUCUCCUUCCUUUUCAGGAGGAAAAGCAGCCACAGCAGCUGUAGUUUCAUGCAGAAGAAGAAUGUCAUAUUUAGCUUCAUACAGUUUAUCGGAGUCGGGAAAUGCAUAUAGAGGUUGGAUAUCUGGAGUCCUUGCUCUGCCUGCUGCAGCCUUCAUGCUUCAAGAGCAGGAAGCACAUGCUGCUCAGAUGGAGAGGACGUUUAUUGCCAUAAAACCAGAUGGGGUGCAACGAGGACUGAUCUCUGAGAUUGUCUCCCGGUUCGAACGAAAAGGUUUCAAACUUGUAGGAAUCAAGAUUAUAGUUCCUCCAAAGGACUUUGCUCAGAAGCAUUAUCAUGAUCUCAAGGAUAGGCCUUUCUUCAAUGGGCUGUGCAACUUCUUAAGCUCCGGACCAGUUCUUGCCAUGGUUUGGGAAGGCGAAGGGGUGAUCAGAUACGGCCGCAAGCUCAUAGGAUCGACCGAUCCUCAGAAUUCUGAACCCGGUUCAAUCAGAGCAGAUUUGGCUGUUGUAGUGGGAAGAAACAUUAUCCAUGGAAGCGACGGCCUUGAAACCGCCAAGGAUGAAAUCAAGCUGUGGUUCAAACCUGAGGAGCUGGUUAACUACACGAGCAACGCGGAGAAAUGGAUAUACGGCAUUAACUGAUUUCACAGCUUUUGGUAUUUGUUCAAAAUAAUAGCCUGCCUUGCUUGAAUAAAGAGUGGGGAAGCAAAAGAAAUGAUGGUGAUUUCAUGCUUUCUUUAGGUGAGAAAGAGCAUUGGUUAGAGGGAAUCUGCUUGAUCAAAUUUUGCCGCAGUUGUCUUCUAAUAUUAGCAAUCUUGCAUUCUGCCUUUGGCUAAUGCACCUUUUUAUUUGUGACUUUUACAGUAUUUGUUGAAAUUGCUGGUAAAGCAGACAAAAAAGGAAAUAAACAUUUUAGAAGUUGAG
This is a messenger RNA of Salvia splendens (bonfire salvia), 1031 nucleotides long. Its product is annotated as nucleoside diphosphate kinase 3. The transcript is spliced from 7 exons. Lineage: Eukaryota; Viridiplantae; Streptophyta; Magnoliopsida; Lamiales; Lamiaceae. The record is from RefSeq and is a predicted model, not a curated record. Bases 57 to 749 code for a protein of 230 amino acids. Gene Ontology annotation, biological process: UTP biosynthetic process; GTP biosynthetic process; CTP biosynthetic process. Gene Ontology annotation, molecular function: nucleoside diphosphate kinase activity.